Spizellomyces punctatus DAOM BR117 is the source of this 728-nucleotide messenger RNA. RefSeq lists its product as uncharacterized. Lineage: Eukaryota; Fungi; Chytridiomycota; Chytridiomycetes; Spizellomycetales; Spizellomycetaceae. The transcript is spliced from 2 exons. The record is from RefSeq and is a predicted model, not a curated record. Bases 49 to 573 code for a protein of 174 amino acids.
CCAAAGUUCAGACGAUUCCAAUCCUUUUCGUCCACCUCAACUUUCGCAAUGACAACAACACGAGUGUACAAGGACGUCAUGCAAGAGUUUGCAAAAGUGAGUGCACACGCUCCAAAGGGGCGAGCACCGAAACUUUACAAUUACCACAGAUACGUCAAGAGCCCUUUCCAAGAUCCUUCUUCGACCCAGUUGCACCACAUUCCUCUCGCUAACAAAUCAGCGGAAUAUGCAGCCUCGGGCUUGCCACCAAAAUCUACUUCGGUGACAGGAAACCAGACACCACAGGAGCAACAGCAAACAUUCCGUACCGAUAUCCCCCUGCCCAACAUUAUUACCCGCCACAUUCACCUCCCGUCACCAACUCUCGAUGCUCAAUCUCCUAUUGGAAAAAUAACGGGUUUUAGGAUUGAAGUGACAGGCCGUAGAGGGACACGGUCCUCCACGCAGAGAUUUGCGUAUGGAAAGUUGGGAACUGGGAAUGUUGGUGGAGCCUAUGUGGAUUUUGCAAGAUCGCUUUAUGUUCACAAGAAGGGUGUUACAGGUAUCAAAGUUUGGAUCGGAUACGGCCGAUGAUGUCGAAGGGCUGUUCCUAUUGAUACAGUUUACAUUGCAAAAGGCACGGUCAGAGAUGUACAGUCACAUUUUGAUAAUAGACGUGCUAUCUUGGCAUAUUCACAUUCACGCCAUUUGGCCCUUGUGAACGCACUUUCCUUCAUCGCAAUAGAUUU